Helianthus annuus (common sunflower) is the source of this 831-nucleotide messenger RNA. RefSeq lists its product as uncharacterized. Bases 1 to 831 code for a protein of 276 amino acids. The transcript has a single exon. The record is from RefSeq and is a predicted model, not a curated record. Lineage: Eukaryota; Viridiplantae; Streptophyta; Magnoliopsida; Asterales; Asteraceae.
AUGUGGUGUACGGGCAGCCCGCUUAGAUCGGUUAUUACUCCAAGAUAUAUUACGAAUGCUGGCUUUAACCUUCGGACUACAGUUGCGGAUGUUAUUGAUCAAAACGGAAACUGGAAAUGGCCCCAAGCGUGGUUUGACCUAUUUCCGGUUUUAAUUACCAUCUCGGUUCCCAACUUGGAUUCUAAUGCAGAGGACCGGCUCGUUUGGAAAGAUGUGGAUGGAAAACCUGGUGACUUUAAAUCGGCUCAGGUUUGGAACACCAUUCGAAGUCAAGAGCAUCAUGCCCCUUGGGCAAACAUGGUUUGGUUUUCUCAAUGUAUUCCGCGGCACGCGUUUCAUAUGUGGCUAGCGUUCAGAAAUAAGUUAAAGACACAGGAUAGGAUGGCAGUUUGGGAAGCAGGUAGUCAAACAAAUCUAAAUCUUAUGUGCUGUCCGCUAUGUAACUAUGACCGGGAUAGUCGUGAUCACUUAUUUUUUCAAUGUAACUUCUCGGCGCAAGUGUGGAAUAAAGUGAAGGCGAUGGUAAACCUGACGAAUGUGGACACUACUUGGUCAUCAAUUCUAAAUUGGGUGGAGCAACACUCAAGAUCAAAGAGUGUUGAUCACAUUGUGAGUAAGUUGGUUAUAGCAGCUGCUUCGUACUACAUUUGGCAAGAAAGGAACAACAGGUUGUCCACUAAUAGCAAGAGGACGGUAGAUCAAGUUGCUGAGAUGGUUAAAGGCUCGGUUCGUUUGCGUUUGAUGAGUUUCAGAUUCCGCGCGAGCUCGGCAAAGGAAAGGAUUUUCAAGGCUUGGCAGAUUUGCAACGAUGAUGUAGUGGAUCCGGGCUAG